CCUCGGUGCGGGCAACCAGACCGUGUUAAAAGAAAAAAACAGGCCCCAGACCCGGCUUCGCCUCUUUAUCAACCGAAUAAAAAUUUAUUUUUUUAGACAAAGAGGAAAAGAAAGAUGGUUCUUCUCCUCCCAUCCCCUCUCACGGUGGCACCGUACCAAUCGUCGCCGUUAUCCGGUCAGCCACGCUCAAGAAGACAUCUUCUCGCCGGGGCCCGCUGCUCCGCUCGUCGGACCCCGCCGCCGACCGCCGCCUCGAGCAGGGAGGCUGCUUCUUCUUGGGCAGGCGAGCUAGGCGGCGCCGUGCCAUGGAAGGCCGCCGUCUCCGGCGCUGUUGCACUCACACUGUCCUUCUCUUGCUUUGUUGGUUUGGUCAAUGCGAAGGCUGGGGUGAACAAACCAGAAUUGCUUCCCAAGGAGUUUACCUCCGUCAUUGAUGUUGCUGGUUUUCUCUCUUCAGGCCAGGAAAAUCGUUUGCGUCAAGAGAUAGAAGACCUAGAGAAGGACACUGGGUAUAAGUUGAGAGUUCUUGCCCAAAAUUAUCCUGAUACACCAGGAUUGGCUAUCAAAGAUUUUUGGCAAGUUGAUGAUCGAACUAUCGUCUUUGUUGCAGAUCCCACCUUCGGCAACAUUAUAAAUUUCAACAUUGGUUCAUUAAUUGAUCUAGACAUUCCCCAAAGCUUUUGGAGCCGUGUUUCAGGGAAGUACGGAAACAUGUUCUACUGGAAAGAAAAGGGGGAGGAUGCAUCAAUUGAAGGUGCUGUGAUGGCAAUCUCCCGCUGUCUCAGAGAGCCCACAGGGGCAAGUAACUGUUCUGAGGUAUUUUAGAGGGUGAAAGUUCAUCACCGAAGGAUGAAAAUAUAAGACAAAGUUUUGUGUUUCAUCGAAAGAAAAGAGGCUAAUGCCAGCAGCACAUCCUAUGUACAGUGUCUCGCAGUUUACAGAAACUAAACAUAUAAUACCAUUAAAUUUUCCAUUUCAAAGGACACGCAGCCUCAGAACCAUGAA
Brachypodium distachyon (stiff brome) is the source of this 1005-nucleotide messenger RNA. Its product is annotated as thylakoid lumenal 15.0 kDa protein 2, chloroplastic. NCBI's taxonomy places the organism in Eukaryota, Viridiplantae, Streptophyta, Magnoliopsida, Poales, Poaceae. The transcript has 6 exons. Bases 115 to 825 code for a protein of 236 amino acids. The record is from RefSeq and is a predicted model, not a curated record.